AUGCCACAAACCAUAAAGAGAAACACAGAUCCCAACUCUAAAAGAGGGAGAAGAAUAAUAAAAAAAAUACAAGAAGGAAACCAACCUCCUCAAACAAAAAAAUUUCGAACCACAAUAGAAAAUGAUAUGGAAGAUAUUGAAAUAACCUUUGGAAACAUUAAUAAUCAAGAUACAAAAUUAAUAGAAAAAGAUAAAGAAAUCAUUACACCUCUGGAUGAUACAACUUCUCUUUCUGACACUGUGCCAACAAAAAACAACACAUUGAUUGAAUUUCAGACACAAAAGACUGCUUAUGUUGCAAUUGCCCCUUAUGAUACU
Molecule: messenger RNA, 318 nt
Organism: Entrophospora sp. SA101
Lineage: Eukaryota; Fungi; Glomeromycota; Glomeromycetes; Entrophosporales; Entrophosporaceae
Source: the annotation of a GenBank genome assembly